UCAGGAAAGUCGUUGGCGAGAAAACAAGAAGGCGGUUGGUAGUCUAGCGAUCUGUGUGUUACAAGGAAGAUUCGUGGCUAAAUCAACGGCUGCUUGUCUUGUGACCUGUGCUGAAGUUGAGCGACAGAGAUGGAGGAGACCGGGGGAGUUGGUGGCGCUAGUGCGUACGGAGCUUCGCUCGCAGGCGGUGGCUUCGACUUUCACAAGUUUGCUAAACAACCGCACACUAUCGUGCGCUUCUUGAGUUGGAUUUUUUCCAUCGUGGUCUUCUCCUGCAUCACGGCGGAGGGAUUUGUCAACAAAUCGCACAGCCCCGACGCGCAUUGCGUCUUCAACCAGAAUGACUCGGCAUGUCACUACGCUGUGGGCAUCGGUGUCAUAGCCUUCCUGGCCUGUUUUUUCUUCCUCCUAUUGGACGCCUACAUGCCGCUGAUGAGCAACGCGAAGGAGAGGAAGUACGCUGUCAUGGCCGACCUGGGAUUCUCAGUUGUGUGGACGUUCCUGUGGUUCGUGUGUUUCUGCCUCCUGACUAGCCAAUGGAGUCGCACGCUUGAUGUCAAAGGAAUCCCCCAGGACGCCGCCCGCUCCGCCAUUGCCUUCUCUUUCUUCUCUAUCGCCACCUGGGGAAUCCUAACCUACUUCGCUUUGGGGAGAUAUCGCCGUGGUGUUGCCGAUGUCACCCAGAGCAUCUAUGCCGAGUCUCCGCCGGAGCAGCACACCCCUUACCCUCCGACCUACGCCCCCUCGGCCUACACCCCCACCACCUACUCCCCGUACCCUUCCAGCGCGCCAGACGACUUCCAACAACCCCCCUUCACCCCCAGCACCAUCACCACCACCACCCAACCCCAGGGGGAAUACCAACCCCCCAACUACUGAGGGUCUUCGCGGUGAAGUUUCCCCUAGGUACAGAUCUAGGAUCAGCUUCACUUCCCCCAUUCCUAACCUUAACCAUUAGUGGGGGAAAUGCAAAACUGACCCAAGAUCAGUGUCUAGGCCAAGGGGCAAUUUCACCAUACUAUUACUGGGAUAGAAUUAUGGAGAAAGGAAGUGGAAGCUCCUUAUCACCAGACCUGGGUUCAAAUAGUAUUUGAAAUAUUUAUUUUGCUUUUGUCUGUCUGGAGUGCAAGGUGGGUGGGGUCUGUCUGGAGUGCAAGGUGGGUGGGGUCUGUCUGGAGUGCAAGGUGGGUGGGGUCUGUCAACCUUUAUAUUGGUUUAAUUUGUAACAGGGAAAGUGGAUGAAAGCACACAGACCGAUAAAGUAUUUUAAAUGGUUUUAAAUAGUGUUUGAACACAGGUCUGCGUACUACUAAUUCAGUGGAUGAUGUGGUUAAAAGGAGACUUCUACCCUGAGACGGGCGCAGCUGAGGGGGAGGGGCAAAAGUCAGGUCCUGGUCACGUGACACUGGAGCUCACAUGAUUUGGGAUAUGCGAAAAACAGCCAAUGAGAGCUCUCGUGGGAGGGGCAAGUGCUUGCUUUAGCUAAUCAGUGUGCUUGUCUCCCCCCUCUCUGUUCAGAACUCUAGUCCCCUGCUUCUGUGCUCCAGAAGGAAGGAGAAUGUGUCUGUCAGAGGAGGCUGGUGGGGGAAGAUAUAGGAGGACCUGCUCAUUGUAAUGGCUGGGAUGGAACAAAUGGAACGGUAUCAAAUAUGGAAACCACGUUUGACUCGGUUCCAUUUAUUUCAUUCCAGCCAUUAGUGAGCCGAUCCUCCUAUAUCUUCCUCCCACCAGCCUCCUCUGGUGUCUGUACAUACUAGAUAUUCAUAGUUGAAACGCCAAUUCUUUGAAUGGCUGUAGUGUCUUUUUUUAAAAACAUUUUAUCUUUUUGUUUUCAAUUUAGCACAAUUAUCUUGAUGACAUGCAAGCACAACGUUUUAUUCAAUGUCAAAGAAGAAUGUUUAUUUCAUUGACCAGUGUAUCGUGAGACUACUGAAUUCUACAGGAUAAGCCAAAUGCCCAAGAAAGCCUUACUAUUAAUGUCCUAUGUAAACUGCUGGGUUUUUGUCCCACUUCAGGAGCCGUAGGCAGACUUUGACUGUGUCCCAAAUGGCACCCAAUUCCCUUUAUAGUGCACUACUUUUGACCAGGACCCAUAAGGCUCUGGUUAAAAGUAGUGCACUAUAUAUAGGGGAUAGGGUGUCAUUUAGGAUUCAGUCUACAAGUCCUUUCUCAUAACUCUUAAACCCUGUCUAUCUGAUAACAGUCAAGGUAAAGCCAUAAAAAACACAUUAAACCGCUCAUUAAACCACACGUUAAAUUAAACCGCCCGUUGAAAACACCAGGCUUGUUUGCUCAACUGAUCUGUGUAAUAUGCAUGUUCCUAUCUAGUCAUUUAUGUACUGAUUGAGUUUUCAGUCAUAUUUUUAUGUCUACUGUCCACAAAAACUAUAGCAACUGGAUAGGUUGAAACCAGGCUUGUAAACCAGGAGAUAAAUUAGAGUACCAAUUGUCCACCCUUCUCCCAAAGCGUGCACUGCACUGGCCUACUUUCCCCCCCUAUGGCUUUGACAAUGGAAUCUCCCUCCAGCCUCACAGCCAAUCCUGACACCAGUGCUGUGCUUUUAGAACCAUGUGCACUGGAAAAGGGGGGAGAAUCAGAACAGAAGUCUUCCACUGCCGCUAGAUAAAGCCAUCUAUGGUUUGUAUUACUUAGUGGGUUUCCUAUCAGUCGUUCUGAGUCUCAGACCACUCCCUGCUUUGUACUACUAAAGGGAAAAGUCAUUCAUGAAUAAAUCCUCUUACUGCCACGACUGACUUCAGGAACCUCAGUGUAGCAGCUGGGUCAUGUUCAUUAGGCACCAAAUGGAAGAAAAACCGGCUACAUAUGAACAUUAACAAACACACAAUUACCGAACUUCAGAAGCUGUUUUGAAUACAUUUUCUUGGUCCUAGAGUCAUUAAAUGUUUAGAGUACAUUGAGGGGAGUUACUGCUUCAGGAUGACUGAAAACUGCAGAUGUAGAAUCCAUUAAAGGAUAAGACUGAAAACAGCAGACGUAGAAUCCUUUAAAGGAUAAGACAAACAGCAGAUGUAGAAUCCAUUAAAGGAUAAGACUGAAAACAGCAGACACAGAAUCCAUUAAAGGAUAAGACUGAAAACGUAGAAUCCAUUAAAGGAUAAGACUGAAAACGUAGAAUCCUUUAAAGGAUAAGACUGAAAGCGUAGAAUCCUUUAAAGGAUAAGACUGAAAACAGCAGACGUAGAAUCCAUUAAAGGAUAAGACUGAAAACAGCAGACGUAGAAUCCAUUAAAGGAUAAGACUGAAAACAGCAAACGUAGAAUCCAUUAAAG
Oncorhynchus mykiss (rainbow trout) is the source of this 3291-nucleotide messenger RNA. The record is from RefSeq and is a predicted model, not a curated record. Lineage: Eukaryota; Metazoa; Chordata; Actinopteri; Salmoniformes; Salmonidae.